GGCUGGUCACAUGAGCAGAGAUCUGUUUACAAACCCAAGGCAGAGCAGAGCCAGAGCAAGGGGAGGAAGGGGAAGGCAGACAGCACACUCUCUCCCUCUCUCUCUGUCUCUCUCUCUCUUUUAGCAACCAUUGUGGAUUGAAAGUGGAAGAGGGGAAGCCUGCCAUGACAAAGCCAGCUGGAGGAGCAGAUGGUUAGAGGGAGAGUAGGAUCCCCCCCCCUACCCCCCUGCACAGACACACACACAAACACCCACUCACCAGCAAACACUAAACCCCAGCUAGAGGACUGUUGUUGACUGUAUGGAGCUGUCCUCACUUUGUUUGGGUUUUGAGGGAAGUACAUCUCUGCCUCCUGCACUGAGGUGGACUGCCCACUGCAAGAUCAGAGGACUGGAGGAGGAGACAACAGACGAGAGGAGAGGGGGAUGAGACUUGUGAAAAUCCUCUGUUAAAAAAGCAGCUUUGGGAGGAAGACAAAGCGCAGACUUAAUGCCCGAUAAUUACCUUCAUUGGACAAGGACUGUCAUUUGGAUCGGUGGAUGUCACUGGAUCUGGUAAAGGGGAGACACUGCAGACGCAGAGUGAGGACAGAGGUUUCGUUUUCUGCUGGAGAUAUUUCUUUGUCCCCUUCUUGGCUCUCCUGUGAUGACAUCAUCCUCGCUGGGAUCCAGGAGCACAUGAGGUCUCCAGUCCUGGUCCAAACCCCGGUCCCAAAUCUCCCAAUCUUUACACGGAGUGCUUAAUCCAGAUUUGGGAAUGCUGGGCAGUUCAGACUUCUGAGCCAACAUAACCACACCUCCCGAGGAUUUGUGUGAAUCUGGGCAAAUCUGAAAAUCUUGAUGGUGGUUUUGUCGCUGGAGUUCACACAGCCCGACAAAAGAGGGAUCCAGCUCAGGGUGAAUUCGGGCUCCAAGCAGAUUCAGUGUCCGGAGCUCCAGCCCACAGUCUUGGCUCCAUUCCAGCCUUCUCCUGACAGGGCCUGAAUUUACUGCUGCUGCCCUGGGAGUCAAAUUUCAUGCAACCAUUCCAAUGGUGUAACGGAUGCCUGUGUGGUUUGGGUUCUCAGCGCUCUGAACACUACUGCAGCAUGACGUCUGAGAUCUAUCACCUCCCGCUCAAUGUCUAUGUCAUUGUGCUGGGCAUCGGCCUCUUCGUCUUCAUGCUCAGCCUCAUCUUCUGUUGCUACCUUUUCAGGCUGAAACAACAGGGAACGAGGGAGCAGUUCAGCUACAAUGAGGUGGUGCUGAAGGGUGCAAGCAAGAAACUGAGCCUUCUGGGACAAACCUGUGCAGUGUGUCUUGAAGAAUUCAGGACCAGAGAUGAACUGGGAGUUUGUCCAUGCUCCCAUGCAUUUCACAAGAAGUGCCUGCUUAAGUGGCUGGAGAUCCGCAGCGUGUGCCCCAUGUGCAACAAACCCAUCCUCCGGCUCCACACAGAGGCUCCCCAGGGCGCUGAAAGUCCAAUGGACCCAGAGGAGGUGUGAGUGAAUCAGGGGAAGAGACCAGACUCCCCCUUACACAAAACACACAUAUUAAAUCCACUAGGGACGAUGGGCAGUGGUCAUCUUUUAAGACAUCUCACAGGAAAUGUUGAUAAUGAUCCCAGGCCUUGCUGCUGACUAUUGAGCAAUAUGCCUUGGUGGAAAUUGGAUAUUGACAGCACCAAGAGGGUUUGGUCAGAUCAGUCAGGGAGAGGGUGGAGGAAUAGGAUCUUUUCAUAAAAAAUGCUCCUAGUUCUACUUCCAUAUUGCACUGCUCACCCAAAACAUGACUGGAAAAAGGAGCCACUUUAGAGCGCACGACAUCAUCGCCAACUGUCACUGGACGACGAGUGCGGCACUGCCAGAGACAAACAACACUACAGGCAUUCAGCAGGACAUCAUAGUACAGGAUUAGUAUGGAUACCUCUAAUAUCUCAGGGGUGUAACCAAUAUAGCCAGCACAAACCAUAUCAGUCACCCUAUAACCCUGUGCCACACAUGCAUCUUCUUCAGUACUGCCAACGUAGGUGAAACACUCCGGAUGAAACCAAGACCAGCAGGACAACAACCACGACGAUUUAGGUAGAAGACAUUGUUACCGAUUGUGACCCAGGCCCUUUCCCUAAAAGAGAGACUAAUAGAAAACUAGUCUUGCCUGUAUGUAUUGUAUGUAAACGUGUCCCUAUAUAUAUUGUUAUUUUGUAUUUGUUGCUUUUAAAAUAAAAUGUCACGUAAUGUA
Molecule: messenger RNA, 2220 nt
Organism: Pleuronectes platessa (European plaice)
Lineage: Eukaryota; Metazoa; Chordata; Actinopteri; Pleuronectiformes; Pleuronectidae
Exons: 8
Coding region: 1017-1484 (155 amino acids)
Cellular component (GO): endomembrane system
Molecular function (GO): ubiquitin protein ligase activity; zinc ion binding
Source: RefSeq, a predicted model, not a curated record